AUCACAUGCUGUCCUACAGCAGAGCAGGUAGACACACAGGAAGAGGGGGAAGCAUGUUUUUUACGACCCUGCUCUGUCUGCUGUUACUGCGGCCUGGCCUAAGCGCUCUAAUGAGAUCUCCAUUGGACGAGAAGCUGUUUAAUCACCCCUCCAGUCCAAGAGACACAGUUUAUUCUUAUGACUCUUCUCCUGAUGCCUCUGAGGGUGUGCGGCUGCCUCGUUCAGCCGCGAUGCCUGAUAUCACCCACCUGGAGCUGCUGGUGGUGGUGGGACCUGAUGUCCAGCAGGUCCACAAGCAGGAUACAGAGAGAUACAUCCUCACCAAUCUCAAUAUUGCGUCAGAGCUGCUGCGAGACAUGACCCUGGGCGCCAACAUGCGCGUGCACCUGGUCCGCAUGAUCAUCCUGUCGGAGCCAGAGCCAGAGAUCCAAAUGUCUACCAACAUCACGUCAUCUCUCAGAAGUGUGUGCGACUGGAGCAGGAGGAUAAACCCCUCCAACGACACAGACCCGCUUCAUGCUGACCUGUUGUUAUACAUCACUAGGUAUGACCUGGUGUUGCCUGAUGGGAACAAGCUGGUCAGAGGAGUAGCACAGCUGGGCGGGGUUUGCUCCAGUGAAUGGAGCUGUGUGAUUGCAGAAGAUACAGGCUUUGACCUGGGCAUAACCAUCGCUCAUGAAAUUGGCCACAGUUUUGGUAUCAACCACGAUGGAGUGGGGAACCCCUGCGGCAGGAGUGGCUUCAUGAUGGCCUCUAACGGAGGCUACAACAGUGUGGAUCUGACCUGGUCUUCGUGCAGCAGACAGCAGCUGCUCUUGUUCUUCAGUGAAGGGAAGGCUACAUGUGUGACAGACCUGCCUGUAAUGGCAGACUCCCUACAAGACUGGAAGCCUGGUCUGUACUAUGGAGUUGAUGACCAGUGCAGAAUAGCCUUUGGUAGCACUGCCAGAGCCUGCUCUUUCACCAACCCUGACCUGCCAGCUUGUCGUGUCCUGUCCUGUCACAUCAACCCUGACGACGACAGCUCCUGCAAACGUCUCCUGGUCCCACUGCUGGACGGGACAGAGUGUGCACCACACCAGUGGUGUCUGAAGGGUCGCUGUGUGUCCCCGGAUGAGCUCAGCUCCUCUGUGGUGGUGCACGGCUCCUGGUCCAGCUGGUCAGAGUUCUCCCGCUGUUCACGGACAUGUGGUGGGGGAGUCACUCAUCGCACACGGCAAUGCAACAACCCCAGGCCUGCUUUUGGAGGGAAUGAUUGUCAGGGUCUGUAUAUCGAGGCUGAACUUUGUCACCAGCAGCCAUGUAAGGGCACCCAGCUAGAUUUCAUGGCAGAACAGUGUUCGAUGACAGACCUCCAGCCGCUCUACCUGCUCCCAAACACUGCCUCCUUCUACACAUGGAUCCCUGCUGUAGGCUUUGCACAAGGGGAUGAGCAAUGCAGAUACAUGUGCCAGUCAGAGGGAGAGAACUUCAUGGUGAGCCGUGGCUCUCAGUUUGCGGAUGGGACUCGCUGUGAGUCAGACAGUCCACCUGCCUUCGGCUCUACAGCUGCUUGUCUGAGAGGGAAAUGCCAGCUGUUUGGCUGUGACGGUGUGCUGCAUUCUGGGAAAGUGUGGGAUGAGUGUGGGGUGUGCGGUGGAAAUGGAUCGUCCUGCACUUUGACCUCUGACUCCUACACUGCUGGUCAGGCCAGAGGGUACACCACCUUCCUCUCUGUGCCAGUGAAUGCCACGCAGGUUCAUAUUGUAAACAGGGCACCUCUCUUCACGCACAUGGCUGUAAUGGUUGGGAGUCGGUACGUUGUGUCCGGAUCCGGCAGCAUGGCGCUGAAUACGACCCAUCCCUCCCCAGUUGAUGACAACCACCUAGAAUACCGUCUUCACCUGACCCCUGACUUUUUGCCUGCGAUGGAGGAGCUGCUGCUUCCUGGACCGCUGCAACAGGAGAUCAUCGUACAGGUUUAUCGCAAAUAUGGAAAAGAAUAUGGCGAGAGGACAAAUCCAAACAUUAGUUACCAGUUCUAUCUUCCCACCAGAAACAGUUACUCGACAAUCGUCACACCUAAAGGCAAAUGGGUUGUCUUUACAACACCCUGCUCUGUCUCCUGUGGAUCUGGUGUACAGACACUUGUAUAUGUCUGUGCAGAUGAAGAUAGCAACAGCCAUUUGGAGGAACACAACUGUGAGACACCCACGUCGCCUGUACCACUCCAAACAAUCUGUCAGCUCUCACCCUGUCCCCCCAGUUGGGAAACAAGAAAAUAUGGGCCCUGUAGUGCCGCCUGUGGUGGAGGAGAGAGGGUGCGUCCUGUGAGAUGUGUUCAGAAACAAGGAGCUGAUGUGGUGACUGUUCCAGAUUCUGAAUGUUCACCUGACACAGCGCCACCUGCUGUGGAAAGAUGUAACCUACAAUACUGUCCUGCCAGAUGGCGUGUGUCAGAACCAGGGGAAUGUUCAGCAGUGUGCGGGCCAGGAGAAGCCAACCUGACUGUGUCAUGCAUCCGUCCAGAAGCUGGUCAGGAUGUUGAAGUGGAUCACAGCUUCUGUUCAAAGCAUAUCAAACCUCCUGAUUCGGCGCCAUGUGUGGUGGACGUUUGUCCCAUCGGGUGGGACGCUGAGGGAGAAUCCCGGCCCAUGCUGAAGUCUGGUUUGCUGCCCCGCUCCAGACAACUUCCGGUGUAUGUUUGGAGCCCUUUAGUCAGCCAGUGCUCAAAGACCUGUGGCAAUGGAACCCUGCAGGUGUGGUUUUCCUGUGUGGACCACCAGAGCAGACUGGGGGUGCCGGACUUCCGCUGUGAUGCUUCUUCCAAACCUCCUCCCCAGUCUGAGCUCUGCAGCCCCUCUCUCUGCCCUCCCAUGUGGCGCUCUAAGCAAGGAGUCUGCAGUGUAACGUGUGGAGGAGGGGUGGCCAACAGGGUGCUGUACUGUGCUCUGGAAGCAGGAGAGGAGGAGGAGGAGGAGGUUGUGGAGGAUUCAGAGUGUAGUGACUCUCUCAAACCCACAGCAGUGGUUUCAUGUAACACCCACAUCUGCCCAGCAAGGUGGAAGUUGUUCAGGACGUCACCCUGCUCUGUGUCCUGCGGGUUGGGUGUAGCCAAGAGGAUUGUGUCCUGUGUCCAGUUUGUCCAUGGCAAGGAGAGUGUGGUGCCAGUGGGAAACUGCCAUGAAGUGGUCAAACCGGCCACCACGGUGCCCUGCCUGGUGCAAAUCUGCACCUUUAGGUGGGAGGUGAAGUCGUGGAGCCAGUGUUCAGUACCCUGUGGAUAUGGGAUCCAGUCCAGACCAGUGUCCUGCCUGGGCCCCUCCAAGCCAGAGCCCCUCAGCCCUCUGCUUUGCAUGCAUAUGCCCAAACCCAUCACCAUCCAGGGCUGCAACAUGGGCAGCUGCGUAGAAGUGUCGCCCACCGCCGCUGCAACGCAGGCUGUCCCGAUGGUUGACCUCACAGAUGGGCCUCUGCUGUCUCCCACAAGUCCAACAGAGGCCAUUGUUUUCCCACAGACCACAACAGCAGCCACCCCAACCCCUAGAGGCAUAAGCUCUUUGACUCCCGACCCAUUUGCAGUGCGAGUUGGUUGCAGAUGCAGGGUUAACGGUGUGUGCUCUUUUCCAGGUGCAUGUGGACAGCUACUCCUGGAGGAAUCGGGCACAGUGGAUUUGAAAAACGUAACCACCCGCUGCACAGUUUCCAUAGGUCGACCUCUGGAUGAGGUUAUUCACAUUAGAGUGGAAUCUAGCUCCUUGAAUUGCAGAAAAAAGGAGUAUGUGGCAUUUUUUGACCGAUUGGCAUUUGUGAGGAAGUGUGAGCAGGUUGCAGGUAGUGAGCUGACCACGAGAACCAACGUCCUGCUGGUUCGUCAAAAUAUGCUCACUCCUGGAAGUGGAAUUGUGUUCAGCUACACGUCACAGAAAAACCUGAAGAGGAGCCACCAUCAGGACUGUGAUAUUCAGCUGUUCUCCCCCAGCGGUGACAUUGAGAACCCAACGACUUCCAGCACCAACCACACCUGUCGAGUGCUCAUCAACGCCCCUCCCUCUGUGAAGAUCAGAGUCCAAGCCCUGCACAUUGGAUUAGCAUUCAACGCCACCAACUCGCAGUCUACAUACAUUAUGAUCCGGGACAUGGACAUCUUAAAGACCAACGUGUUUAAAGGUCAACAGCUGUUUCUGUGGCAUUCCUCUGGAAAUAUGGCAGAGAUUGAGUUUCAUGGAGACUACCUUCAUUCUAAAGGAAGCUUCAGAGCGGAAUAUUCCUUUAUGAGUCCUGGAUAUUAAUUUAUAAAAAAUACCUGGAGGAGCUUUUGAUUUUUAUGUUUCACAUAUCUGUGGCUUAAAAUAUGUAUUUAAAUUAUAUGUUGAGAGAACAAAAUCCUUCAAAACUUGAUUUUCAUACUUCUGUGAUAAUUAUAUUGACAUGAAUAAAUGAACAAAACAAACCAAAACACUCAA
Messenger RNA from Hippoglossus stenolepis (Pacific halibut), 4445 nucleotides. It is a transcript of the gene adamts13, whose product is annotated as ADAM metallopeptidase with thrombospondin type 1 motif, 13. The coding region runs from base 6 to 4271 and encodes 1421 amino acids. The transcript has 28 exons. Gene Ontology annotation, cellular component: extracellular matrix. Gene Ontology annotation, biological process: extracellular matrix organization; proteolysis. Lineage: Eukaryota; Metazoa; Chordata; Actinopteri; Pleuronectiformes; Pleuronectidae. The record is from RefSeq and is a predicted model, not a curated record. Gene Ontology annotation, molecular function: metalloendopeptidase activity.